AUGGAACCAGUCACAUCGAAUCCCAAGAGAGAACUCUCACCAGUCGGAUCACCACCAUCUACAAUCAAGAAACCAACACCAAACCCUAUCCAACAAAAGAAGAAGAAGGAAAAAAAGAGGAAAUACAAGACUAAACCAAUAGAUAAAACAUCACCACUAGGUAUCCUCCAAUUCGAAAUCCAAGAGAUCCUUAAAACCCAUAAUUUAUCCCCAGAACAAAUCAUCAAUGACAUCAACACAUUAUUAAACACACCAUCACUAACCUCAACAUACCACCGAGACGUAUCCAACGUCCACGUCCUCCAAACCUCAUCAAACGGUGACGGGCUAGCAUUGGUCCCACACCCUAUAGUCCCAGAACACAGACAGGUCGUCAUCAUCCCGUUCGCCAUACAGGGCGAUGUUGUCUCCAUUCGUAUUUUCAAAACACAUCCAAAUUACGUGGAGGCUGAUUUAUUAUCAAUAACCACGGCGUCACCGCUCAGAGAUGAUUCAUUAAUCCGUUGUAAAUAUUUUGGGAAGUGUUCAGGUUGUCAAUAUCAAAAUUUGUCAUAUCCGCAACAAUUAGAAUUCAAGAGAAACACUGUGCAUAAUGCUUAUAAAUACUUAGCACCAAAUUUGAUUGCACAGGGGAAAGUGCCACAGAUUGGUGAGACCGUGGGGAGUCCAUUGCAGUAUGGAUAUCGUACCAAGUUGACACCGCAUUUUGAUGCUCCUAGAAAAGGAUGUUUGAGCUAUAGGCCAUCCUUGGGGUUUGGUCGGAAAGGUAGACCUGAAUGGAGGGAUGGUGAUGCUGGACAGAGUGGUGAUCAGAGUGUUUUGGAUAUCGAGGAGUGUGUCAUUGGUACUAAGAUUAUCAAUUUGGGGAUGGGUAAUGAAAGGGCCAAGUUUGAAGAAGGUUGGAAAUCUUAUAAGAAAGGUGCGACUGUGUUGUUAAGGGAGCAUACUAGGGUUGGUACGAGGGAACAAUCACAGGCAUUGGAGUAUUGUAAUGAACAGGAUGGUUCGAAGGAUUCGAAUGGGAAUGUUUCAGUGGAUUUAGUGGAGGGUGAUGAUGAAGGUGAUAAAGUCUUGGUGAAAUCUUGUGUUACUCAAUCAAGACAAAUUGUCACUGAAUAUAUUAAUGGGUUUACAUUUGAAUUUAGUGCAGGUGAAUUUUUCCAAAAUAAUAAUUCCAUAUUACCAAAAGUUACAGAAUAUGUUUGUUCAAAUUUACAAAUUCCAGGUAAAUCUAAAGAAUCUCCCCUAUACUUAGUUGAUGCAUAUUGUGGAUCUGGAUUAUUUAGUAUAACUGCCUCAAAAGGUGUUGAUAAAGUUGUUGGUGUUGAUGUCAGUGCAGAUAGUAUUAAAUUUGCCACAAGAAACGCUGAGAGAAAUGGUGUUUUAAAUACAGAAUUCAUUGAUGGUAAAGCUGAAAAAAUCUUUGAAAAAAUUGAUACACCAUCAGAUUUAACUUCAGUUAUUAUUGAUCCUUCUAGAAAGGGGUGUGAUGAAGUGUUUUUAAACCAAUUGAGUGAAUAUAAACCUGCAAGAGUUGUUUAUGUGAGUUGUAAUGUUCAUAGUCAAGCUAGAGAUAUUGAAUGGUUUUUAAAUAAUACAACUAAUGGACCAGAAUAUAAGAUUGAAAGUAUUAGAGGGUUUGAUUUCUUCCCACAGACCCAUCAUGUUGAGAGUGUUGCAGUGUUGAGUAGAGUUUAG
Hansenula anomala is the source of this 1698-nucleotide messenger RNA. RefSeq names its product tRNA (uracil(54)-C(5))-methyltransferase (gene TRM2). Gene Ontology annotation, molecular function: tRNA (uracil(54)-C5)-methyltransferase activity, S-adenosyl methionine-dependent. Lineage: Eukaryota; Fungi; Ascomycota; Saccharomycetes; Phaffomycetales; Wickerhamomycetaceae. Bases 1 to 1698 code for a protein of 565 amino acids. The transcript has a single exon. Gene Ontology annotation, biological process: tRNA processing. The record is from RefSeq and is a predicted model, not a curated record.